UGAAAGAUCAAUCAAGAAAAGCUGGAUAAGUGUUACGCCAAGGCCAUCGCCGACGAAGAGAAGGAGAUAAAGCAAAAAGAAGAAGAUGAAUGGAAGAAAAAAUUGAAGGAGGAGGAGGAUCGUAGGGCGGAGUGGAAGAAGGAACGCGAACGUUUUGAAGAAGAGAUGGGUGCACGUUUGGAUAAACGUUUGGAGAAGGUUUGCCCUCAGCUGAAGGGUAAUGGGGAGGGGGAGACUAGUGCCAAUGAUGAGCUUAUCCAAUUGAAGAAGGAAAACGAGAGGCUGAAGAAGCUGCUGCUUGGAGAUGGUAAAGGGGAGGAGGAUCGGCUCAUGGGUCUGCAGCGUGAGAUUGCGGACCUGCGUAGGCAAGUCGCAGAGAAGAAAUCCACGGAGGAUGAUAUCUUUGUUCUACGCCUUAGGGUGGAGAUUGACACUCUAAGGGGGCAGAGCAUUCGAGCUAGAGAAGAGGUCGAGAUGUGGAAAGGAGAGGCUCUUAGACCUGGUAACAAGCGGGGUAGUUGUGCUGUGGACACUCCGAGUUGUCCUGCGAGAGGCACCCUGAAACCACGAUGGACUGACAACCUACGAGAUAUAGACAAGUGGAAACAAGAGUACAUUAAAAUGAAAGAGAUGCAUCGCGCGGCUAGUUCUGAAGCUGAAGUGUUGAAAGCGAAACGUGCCAAUGCCGAGGCGGAAGUUAUUAAGCUACAGGAACAAAUGGACAAACUGGCGGCCACUGGCGAAGGUGAGAACGCAGUGGGCAGGGGUACGGAUUUGAAAUCAAGACUGGAGGCGGUGGUUACUAGAUCAAUUAGGAAGGGCAAAAAGGCUACACCAAUGAGAGGAGAGGGUGGUAGCAAGACUGAUGCAACAGGGGAGGCGAACGAGAGGUUUGCUUUCAUUGAAGAACAGAAGAAGGCACUCAGGCAGUACAAGAAAUCGGGGUUGGGGAAUUUGUGCAAAGAGGCGGGUCUUAAGCUCGGCAUGGUCGAACCAAUGAUUGCCGACCUGGCGGAGUAUCGAGCGAACAAGGCCCUUAGAGCAGACAAAGGGAAGGAGAAGGUGGGGCAGGUGGAAGUGGUUUCUGAUGACUCACCCUCUCGGAACGAAGCUUCCGCGACUGACAAUGAUCGCUCGGUCGAGCUCUAGGGCGUUCCACCGGACGUGAUUAUUUGUGGAGUUGGGCUAUUUACUGUAGGACUAAGAGGAGUAGACGUGUCUCUUCCUGUCUCGUUUCGUCCUCGGAGUUGACGAUAUCCCCUGUCCCGAGUAAUGAGGAUUCUGGCUUGCCUUACCUGAGAGACAAGGAGUUCAAUGCCUUCUUUAAAAGGAUUGUAAUAAAUUUUAUUUUGGAUG
Messenger RNA from Chara braunii, 1356 nucleotides. The record is from the annotation of a GenBank genome assembly. NCBI's taxonomy places the organism in Eukaryota, Viridiplantae, Streptophyta, Charophyceae, Charales, Characeae.